CUGGAAGCACUGCUACACCAUGGUUUGCGUUACCUUGAGGAAUCGCAAUCAGACUUCAUCAUUCAGCAGGGUGGAUGGGGCACUGUGUUCAGCCUGGAUGAAGCUGAGGACCCUGGCGUGAUCAUAGCCGAGGACAGUAACGACAUCUACAUCCUGUCAGGUGAACAGACCUCGGAUCAGCUAAGCCCUCCUGCUUCACUACUGACUCUUGGAGAUAGCAGUGGGCCAGCUUCCUGGCAGACAGAGAGUCUUCCUGUGUCUCUGAUAGGGCACGAGUCUUGGGCGCAGGUUGGCAUGAUGGACCCAGACGACGCCAAGAGUCUGGACAGCGCCGAGGGAGUGGCGUUAGUUGAGGAGCAAAGCGAGAACAACUCCUCGAACUCUGACAUUGUCCAUGUGGAGCGUGAAGAUGCCGAACUGCUUGAAGAAGGUGGGGAGACGGUGGAGGAAGGGGAACUGCAGAGUAGCGUACUUAGCGUGCUGGGCAGUGAGAGUGAACUCGCUGCUGUCCGAGAAGAAGCACCUACUGCAGAGUCUGUGCAGAGUGCACCUGAGCCGAUUGUGGAACCAACCGUGAUGGAGAUCCCUCCACCUCCAGCCUUAGUAGAGCUAGAGCACCCAGCCGCCCCUGCUGCUGCUACCGCCUCGUUCCCCGUGCCUGAGCUUCAAUCUCAGCCUGUUCCAGCUCCUGUGGAGCCACAAUCAUCACCCCCACCUGAUCUAGAGCCGGAAGUGGUCCAAGCAACCCUGGAGCAGGAGGUACUUCCAGAGGUUGAUCUGAAGGCCUUCUCCCCGGCCCACAACCUCCCUGUUCCGACCCCUCCUGAGGUGCAGACAAAGUCAGUGCCACAACCUGAGACCUCUGACCUCCCCGUGCUGCUAUACGGUGGUGCUGCCCUGGUGGCCAUCGCUGCAGUAUUGGCUUUUGGAGCUCUGGCCUACAGGAAGAAGUAGAGAGUCUGUGACUGUCCAUGACCUCACUGUAUCUCUUGCCCUAAUGGAAGCCCUGUGGGUCACAGUGCUGCCACAAGCAGUACUUUAUGGGAAAAGUACUCCUCUUAUGUGUCAUACCAUUUUAUUUUAUUCUCAUUGCUUUUAUUUGUUGGCUUAGUUCUUUAAACCAGCUUAAUGACUGGAGAGGAACUUGCAGGUGCAAAGUCGGGUUUCUUUUGUGCUGUAUUAAGGCCAAUUCACACUGCACAGACAAAUGCCUACAAACUUGUUUGUACAUGUUUGUUGGGUUUUGUGUGAUCAGUGUGUUACCCCUGUCGGUGUUGGUCGUGGUUUGUUUUCACCCGAGUGAACAUGUUCAAUCAGUGUUUGUCGUGUCUGUUGGGGCAGUGUGAACGAGUUAUUUUCCAUAAAAUUCGAAAUCCAACAGCCAACUUGUUUGUUGGUGUUUGUCUGUGCGGUGUGAAUUGGCCUUUAGUGAACAUAGUAGUGAUCUGUUCACUAGGCUGUGACCAAGGUUCCUGGUUCCAAAAGGAACCUUAAGGCUUCUGAUUCAGAGGAAGUAAGUUAAUUUUUGUUAGUGAAGCAUGUUUAUUCUCAUAUAUAAAUAUUUGAUUUAAUGAAUUAGUUUAAUUUUAAAACACAAGCUUGUGUGAGUGCAUGAUUAUGAUUUUACCUUAUCAGAAAUUAAAUAUUAAAGUGCAAAACUUUAUGGGCUGUGCUCUUCAGAUGGAUUGUGUGACUGAUAUUCUCCCAAAAUAUAUCAGUACUUAUACAAAAUGGCUCGCAACAACCAAAAACAAAGUCUCCACGCAUCCUUGGUUCAUUUAGACAUUCAUAUUAACCACCUUUAAUGUAUAUUUUGAACAAAUUAGACCCGAUUAGGCUUGCAUGAAUGCUUUUGUGUGAAUCCCCCCUUUAAAAAGUAGAAGCCUAGGUCACAGCCUCAAAUGGUAAACCCCUCCACUUUGGCUGAUACAUUUUGUUUUAAGGGAUUGUAAUUUCUUAAUGUACAGCAAUUCACUAUAAUGUGAAUGUUUAAGGUACGAAAACAUGUUUGUUUAGCACUCGUGAAAAUACAACACCAGCACAGUCAAUAUUGCCAUGGCGACAGGGCACAGUUGACUGAAUUUAUCUCAACGUCAGGAAGUGGGAGAUAAUGCUAGAUGAAAAGUCAUUUAGUUUUCUAAUAUGAUGUUUCUAAGCGUGUAUUUUGUAAUUAAAUGUUCCUAAUUCUGGGUCAAAAGCCAUUUCAAUAAAAUCUUGUGAAAUAUUGAAAUGAGAAUAUGAUGAAACAUUAAACUUGUGGUUUAAUCUUAAACCACCAUGAUUCAGAAACAUCCAAAUGGAUUUUGUAAUUCUAGAGUAAAAAGUGAUUUGCUGUGUUAGGUAACAUUAACUGUCUGUCGCUCAAAUCAAAUGCUGACUUCAGGUUUGUGGGACCAGAAAGUCUCUUAAAUGUCUUCUGGGUCAGUCCUCGGCCCUUUGUUGUUUUUCUUUGUCUUCUCAUAUAAAGUAUUUUCUGUCUUCUGCCUUUGAUUUACACCUUGCCUGUACCUUGUGCUGUUGUUUGUCCUUGAAAGGUAAAAAGGCCUGCACGGCACAUCCUUGUCACACUCUUUUCCCUGUUGCGUGCCUAUCCAAAAGAGACCUUGGUCAAAACAACCGAAAACAAAAGCAGAAGUCAUAUGUACAGGCAGGAUCCACCUGUUUUGUCAGUUGUUGGCAACCUCACGUCAGAGAAAGUGUGUGUGUGUGUGUGUGUCAGAUGGACAAAAGCUGUGAAAUAAAACCGUAUUCCAUCAAGGGUAAAACUGGUGGUUUGUGUCCUGAUUUAAGCAUGAAUUUUAUCAUCAUAACAUUGCUUAAA
Sinocyclocheilus grahami is the source of this 2821-nucleotide messenger RNA. Its product is annotated as bcl-2-like protein 13. Lineage: Eukaryota; Metazoa; Chordata; Actinopteri; Cypriniformes; Cyprinidae. Gene Ontology annotation, cellular component: mitochondrion; membrane. The transcript is spliced from 2 exons. The annotation marks the transcript as partial. Gene Ontology annotation, biological process: apoptotic process; regulation of apoptotic process. The record is from RefSeq and is a predicted model, not a curated record.